UCUCUUUCACUUUUUAUACGAACAGCGUAGCUGAGAUCUGGGAGAGAUGGAGGUCUCGCUGACUGAACUGCACUUUGUGGACCAGCCCUCACUGCGGGAGCAGUUGAUCCAGAGGGUGACAUCGGUGGACCAGGUGCUGGACAAACUGUUUGGCAGCGUGCUGAGCCAGGAGCAGUACCAGCUCGUUCGGGCCGAGUCCACCAACCCCAACAAGAUGCGGACACUGUUCAGCUUCAGCCCUUCCUGGACCCAGAACUGCAAAGACCUGCUGCUGAAGGCCCUGAGGGAGAUACACGGGCCCCUGCUGAAAGAACUAGAGAGAUCCCCAGAGAUGCAGAGUCCACAGGAUGGUGCAGCCAUCAGGAAAAGGUACCGAGCCCGAAUGGAAGAAAAAUUCAGCCUUCUACGGGAACGCAAUGCUCGUCCCGGCGAGAGUGUAGUCUUACAACACAUUUUCACCCAGUUGUUGUGUCUCCCUGAACACCCCCAGAGGGAACAGAAAGAACAUGAGCUUCUGGCCGUGGGAUGGGAUCAUGCCAGGACCAUGGAGGAAAAGGGGCAGUUUGUGGAGGUGAAUGCUUUAUUCGGACCUGACAAGAUACGAUUCCGGCGGCCCAAGACCAUUGUGCUGCAGGGAGCUGCUGGGAUAGGGAAAACGAUGCUGGCCAGAAAGAUCAUGUUGGAUUGGGCCAAAGGAAACUUCUUUGAAGACAUAUUCCAGUUCGUUUUCUAUCUAAACUGCAGAGAAAUGAACCAAUUGAGUGAGAGGAGUUUGUCUGAUUUGAUUUCAGUUCAUUUGGGUGACCCACGGGCUUCAUUUGAUGAGAUUAUGUCCCAGCCGGAAAAACUCCUGUUCAUCGUGGAUGGUUUUGAUGAACUGAAGUGGUCCUUUGAAGAGCAGGAAUAUGACCUGUGUUACGACUGGAGUGAAAAGCGGCCAGUGCCGAUCUUAAUGAGCAGUCUACUGAGGAAGAUCCUGCUGCCCGAGGCCUACUUGCUGAUCACCUCAAGACUCACUUCUCUGGAGGCCCUCAAUAACUUAUUGCAACAUCCAUACCAUGUGGAGAUUCUGGGGUUUUCUGAGGCUGACAGGAAGGAAUAUUUCUGCAGAUAUUUUGGAGAUGAGAAUCAAGCCAUGCAAGCCUUCGAUUUGGUCAAAGACAAUGAAACUUUGUUCACCAUGUGCUUUGUCCCGCUGGUGUGCUGGAUUGUCUGCACUUGCCUGAAGCAGCAGCUGAAGUGCGGAAAAGAUCUCACACAAACCUCCCGGACCACCACAGACCUGUACGUCAACUACCUGGCCGCACUGUUCCCUGCUACCCAGGACCGUCCCAGUCAGGAUCCGCCCAUCCUGCGGAGGCUGUGCCAUUUAGCUGCAGAGGGAGUCUGGACCCAGAAGAUCCUGUUUGACGGAGAUGACCUCAGGAAGCAUGGUUUAGAUAUGUCCGAUGUCUCUCCUUUCCUGCAGCUGAGCAUUUUCCAGAAGGACAUAGACUGUGAAAACAGCUACAGCUUCAUUCACUUGAGUUUCCAAGAGUUUUUUGCAGCAAUGUUCUACGCAUUGGGGGCAGAGGAGGAAGCGAUGGAUGAUUCGAUCACUGACAUUGGAGAUGUGAAAAAGCUGCUAGAAGAGAAUGAGAAAAGCCAGUGGAAAGGGUUUUUAACAUUAACAGUGCGUUUCCUGUUUGGUCUCUUAAAUGAAGCGAGGGUGAAAGACCUGGAGAAAAAAUUUAACUGCAAAAUUUCGCAGGAAAUAAAAAAGGAAUUACUGCAGUGGAGUAAAGGUCAUUGUGAGAUCCUUGACCUGGAAACGUUGUUUGAUUGUUUGUAUGAAAUCCAGGAGAAGGAGUUCAUCAGAACUGUGAUGAACCGUUUCCAAAGAAUUCAUUUGGAAAUUGAUACCAGAAUGAAACUCCUGGUUUCUUCUUUCUGCAUCAAACACUGCCAAACAUUGCAGAGUAUUCGUAUAGGAGGUGGAGAUUUGGGUAUGACCUAUUUUGGAGAAGCUGGCUGUCCCAGGGUGAAGCAAGCCUGGAAGGAUCUCUUCUCUGGGCUCAGAACAAACCAGGACCUGACAGAGUUGACUUUUUCUAAAUUAUUCAUUGAAUCAGGGAUGGAGACUCUUUGUGAAGAAUUGAGACAUCCACAAUGGAAGAUACGGACAAUCAGAUUGGACUCCUGUGAUCUCACUGCUGCCGAUUGUCAGGGUCUUUCAUCUGCUUUCGCCAGCAACCAGAGCCUGAAAUAUCUGGACUUGAUUUUUGAUGACCCAGAAAACACAGGUGUAAAAUGGCUGUUUGAGGCACUGAGACACACAGACUGUUCCCUAGAGGCAUUGGGAUUGCAGCGCUGCCAUCUUACUGUUGCCAGUUGUAAGGACCUCUCCUCUGCCCUCGCCAGCAACCAGAAACUGAAACGUCUGUACCUGACUAACUGUGACCUGAAUGCCAGAGCAGUGAAAUCACUUUGCGAGGGGCUGAGACAUCCAAACUGUUCCCUAGAGAUAUUGGGGUUGCAGUCCUGUGGCCUCAGGGAUGCCUGUUAUGAGGAUCUGUCCUCCAUUCUCACUGGCAACAAGAAACUGACACGGCUGGACCUGUUCGGGAAUCUUCUGAGUGAGUCAGUGAAACAGCGGCUACAAAAUGACUCAAAACAUGCAAACUUCAACUAUGAAAGGAAAAGGUUUUGAGGAGCCCCAUUCGCUGUCCCCUUGCAUUGCUGCAACACCCCUGCUGCCACUCCUGUGUGCCUGGAGCCCAGCCAUCUCCCCACAGGUGCAGGUGGUAACGGGGAUGAGGCUGCCCUGUCUGCUGGCCCGGAGCCGGCUCCUGCUGCAGGAAGCCUGCGGACACACACACACACACACACACACACACACACAGUGCUCCCACCCACCAAGACCCUGGUCACAUGGCUUCAUGAACCGCUCUUUCCCUGCUCUCCCUCCAGGCUUCUCCACCAGCCCCCACCACUUAAAAUUAGUCAAAGAAUCAAGCAAUCAUACUUAUUCAGUGCUUACUGUGUGUGGAGCACUGUACUAAGUGCUUGGGAGAGUACAAUAAUAUGGUGU
Ornithorhynchus anatinus (platypus) is the source of this 3070-nucleotide messenger RNA. RefSeq names its product NACHT, LRR and PYD domains-containing protein 12-like. Bases 47 to 2689 code for a protein of 880 amino acids. Gene Ontology annotation, biological process: inflammatory response; regulation of inflammatory response; innate immune response. Gene Ontology annotation, cellular component: cytoplasm. The transcript is spliced from 9 exons. The record is from RefSeq and is a predicted model, not a curated record. NCBI's taxonomy places the organism in Eukaryota, Metazoa, Chordata, Mammalia, Monotremata, Ornithorhynchidae.